GAUACCGGAAGUCGUGCAAUGCGGGCUCGCGUCUCGUGGUCACAGAAUGAAUGAUAAAAUGGCAACAAAUUUCAAUCGUUUGCCUCCUCUACCGGCAUUACGAGAUUUUAUCCACAUGUAUCGAUUGCGUGCGAAGAAAAUUUUAUCACAAAAUUAUCUUAUGGACAUGAACCUGACUAGAAAGAUUGUAAAAUCUGCUGGAGUGCAACCGGGGGACUGGGUUUGCGAAGUUGGCCCUGGUCCCGGAGGAAUCACUAGAGCCAUUCUAGAGUCCAAUUGCGAACGACUUGAUGUGGUGGAAAUAGAUCAGCGCUUCAUACCGCCCCUUCAGCAUCUGGCCGAAGCUGCUGAGGACAGGCUUCAUAUUCAUCGUGCUGACGUGCUCAAAACCAAUAUUGGCGAAAUCUGGGGUAAAGCUGGAGCUAAAAAAGGAAGAGAGUGGAGUGACCCAAUUCCGGAGAUGCAUAUUAUAGGAAACCUGCCAUUCAAUAUUGCUUCUCCUCUAAUUAUCAAACUACUGAAGGACAUGUCCUAUCGACGAGAUGCUUGGCAAUUCGGGCGAGUUCCGUUGACGCUGACAUUUCAAAUGGAAGUGGCAAAAAGGAUAUGCAGUCCCAUUGAUGAUGAUGCUCGGUCGAGACUUUCAAUCAUGGCUCAGUACCUGACGGAGCCGAAAAUAAUGUUCAGAAUUCCUGGUGCUUGCUUCGUACCUCGACCGGAUGUUGAUGUUGGUAUAGUACGCUUCAUUCCGCGAAUUCAGCCGUUGAUUAAUGUACCGUUUGAGGUUGUGGAAAAGCUUUGUCGCCAAGUGUUUCACUAUCGACAGAAAUACAUGAUCAAAGGGUUGAAGACGUUGUAUCCGAAAGAGCUAGCUGACGAUAUGGCGCAUCAGUUGUUGAAGAGUUGCCGAGUGAAUCCGAAAGCAUCAUCAGUUCAGUUAGGCAUCGAAGAGUUUGCCGAUCUCGCCGCGGGAUAUGAGAAGCAAUGCCUAGACAUGCCCGGACUCUUCCCUUAUGAUUACACUAAACCAAAACGGACCGUUGCUUCAUUAGCGAAAUCAUUAGGAGCCCUGCCACCGUCGAAUCCUUAUCAAGUACAAAAAAUGCCUGAGGACGGCGUCAGGUUAGCUGAGGCGGACAAAUUCUUGGUUUAAUGUUUAUUUAUGGGGCUGCCCUUGUUAGUCUUACAAUUAUUACGUGACAGAUUGCGUAAAGUGAGUACCUCUUUGUGGUGGCUAGACCAUUCUGUGCAAAAUCUGUAUUUUUUAUCAACUCUGUUGUUGUCUCAUUAUUUGAU
Messenger RNA from Cylicocyclus nassatus, 1296 nucleotides. The record is from the annotation of a GenBank genome assembly. Lineage: Eukaryota; Metazoa; Nematoda; Chromadorea; Rhabditida; Strongylidae.